UCAAUGUAUAUAAAAGUUAUACACAUAUUGUUGUGAACAACACGUUGAGUGAUGUAAUAUUUUUGUGACCAUCGAUGACAUCAUUUUAAAAACCAUUAUACCAUUGGAUCAAUUGGUUGGAAGACAAUAAUAAUAAUUUAUAAUAAGAACUUGAUUUUUUGGGUUUUGUUUGCCUCCUUCUCCAUCUAAAUCCGUGUCCAAAGAGAUACUUAAUUAUUAUAACCGCGUUAUUACAGUACUAGUGAUGUCUGCAGACAACAGUUUAGCCGAAGACAUAUUGAAACUGUUGGACAAAAGACAGAAAUUGAAUUCACUGAGUCUAUCGAAUGAGCUGUCUAUUGAUCAUCAGCGGUUGGUCGGCGCUAUCAAGUCGUUACAAUCCAUAGGCGAACUGAUCCGAUGUCAGCAAACAGAAACCAAACGUCUGGAUCUGACUCAAGAAGGCCGACAUAUUGCCGACAAUGGCAGCCACGAAGCUAUUGUUUUCAAUGCUGUUCCAGCCGGCGAUGAUGGCGGCAUUGAACAGUCGCUGCUGAUGAAGAUAAUCGGCAACCCGUCAGUGGCCAAACUUGGCUUCAGUAAAGCCAUGUCGCAGAAGUGGAUCGCUAUCGACAAGAGUUCCAACAAAUCGAUUGUCAAACGAAAUGUCCAGUCGAUUGAAGAUGAAGUACAAGUGUUGUUGAAAAAGAUCGGUUCUUUGACUAUCGAUGAGGUUAGUGAUCAGCAAAAACAAGAUCUAAAGAAACGAAAACUGAUUCAGGAAGUAGUGGUCAAAAGCUAUGACAUCGAAAAAGGAGAUAACUUUACGCUGAAUAUUGUCAAACAAGAAACAGAUUUGACGGCUGAAAUGAUUUCGAAGAAUACAUGGAAAGACAAACAAUUCAAAGAUUAUAACUUCGACGCCAUGGGUAUAGCACCCGAUAGGGGACACUUGCAUCCAUUGUUAAAAGUUAGGGAACAAUUUCGACAGAUAUUCUUGGAGAUGGGCUUCUCGGAGAUGCCGACCAAUCGGUUUGUCGAAAGUUCUUUCUGGAACUUUGACGCCCUGUUUGUACCGCAAAAACAUCCGGCUCGCGAUCUUCAGGACACCUUUUUUCUGGCAGAUCCGGCAAACUGUACACAAUUACCCGUCGAAUAUAUGGAAAAAGUUAGAUCAGUUCAUAGUUCGGGCGAUUUUGGUUCCCAAGGCUAUCAGUACGACUGGAAGACCGAAGAAACCCAGAAGAAUGUAUUGCGUACGCAUACGACCGCUGUUAGCGCCCGAAUGCUCUACCAAUUGGCUCAGGAAUGCCAACGGGACGGAAAGCCGUUCAAAGCGGCCAAAUUGUUUAGCAUUGAUCGGGUUUUUCGUAACGAAACACUAGACGCCACACAUUUGGCCGAAUUUCAUCAGAUCGAAGGUGUUGUUGCCGAUGUUGGCGUUACGUUAGGCGACCUCAUGGGUCUGAUUCAGGAGUUUUUUCUUAAGUUGGGUAUCAAACGGUUACGUUUCAAACCGACCUAUAAUCCGUACACUGAACCAUCGAUGGAAGUGUACAGCUAUCACGACGGACUGAAAAAAUGGGUAGAAAUCGGUAAUUCGGGUGUUUUCCGACCCGAAAUGCUGCUGCCAAUGGGUUUGCCGCCCAAUGUCAACGUAUUGGGUUGGGGUCUGGGUCUGGAACGGCCGACAAUGAUUAAGUACGGUAUCGAUAACAUCCGUGAUCUAUGCGGUCAUAAAGUUGAUCUACAAAUGGUUUACGACAAUCCUGUUUGUAUACUUGAAAAUCAUUGAUAUAUUUAUUAUUAUUGUUUUUUCUCUUUUGUAAUCAAUUAUCAACAAAAAAAAUUAUUAAUACAUUU
Oppia nitens is the source of this 1842-nucleotide messenger RNA. It is a transcript of the gene alpha-PheRS, whose product is annotated as phenylalanine--tRNA ligase alpha subunit-like. The coding region runs from base 245 to 1774 and encodes 509 amino acids. The transcript has 2 exons. NCBI's taxonomy places the organism in Eukaryota, Metazoa, Arthropoda, Arachnida, Sarcoptiformes, Oppiidae. Gene Ontology annotation, biological process: phenylalanyl-tRNA aminoacylation. The record is from RefSeq and is a predicted model, not a curated record. Gene Ontology annotation, molecular function: phenylalanine-tRNA ligase activity; ATP binding; tRNA binding. Gene Ontology annotation, cellular component: phenylalanine-tRNA ligase complex; cytoplasm; cytosol.